Linum tenue is the source of this 1040-nucleotide messenger RNA. The record is from the annotation of a GenBank genome assembly. NCBI's taxonomy places the organism in Eukaryota, Viridiplantae, Streptophyta, Magnoliopsida, Malpighiales, Linaceae.
ACUAUACAAUGGAUGUUGUAGGCCCUUAUGAUGCUGAUGAAGAUGAUGAAUUCCUUUUCAUCUGCUGGAAACAAGCAAGCAGCCUGUCCUAGCUUCCCUACGUCUCUCUGCAUCUCUUCUCAUCCAUGGCGAUGAAAGAAUCUCUGGUUUUGCCUGGAACAUCUCAAUCUCAUGAGUCUGCCCAGCGUUGCCCUUCUCUGAAGCAGCUGUUUGCCAAAUUAGAAACCAUACUGCUUCGCCAUUUUGGCGCUGCAAGCAAAUACAAGAGGCUUGAUGCAAAGCUAGAAAAGAAGAUGAUGGAAGUCAAGAGAUCAUCAUCUUCCUCUGCUGCUGCUUCUUCGUCUGGGUCUAAAAGAACAUUCAAAUCCAUGAACACCAUUAUCAUGAGGUUCCCUCAGUUCAAGCAACAGCUCAAAACCAUCAGUGCCGUUUUCCAACAGUUUGAUGAAGAUGGAAACGGCAGCAUCGAUCGCGAGGAGCUGAAGAAAUGCCUAGAGAAGCUGCAGCUGAUCAACCUCAAGGAGUCGGAGAUGGACGAUCUGUUCCAUUCCUGUGAUUUUGAUGGAAGUGGAGGGAUUCAGUUCAAUGAGUUCAUUGUCCUCCUCUGCCUCAUCUAUCUUUUGGCACACCCAUCUCCCAACAACAACAAUGAUGGGCUAAAGCAGGCGUCAAAUAUGGGUUCGCCAGAGCUAGAGGCAACCUUUGACACCAUUGUUGAAGCAUUCUUGUUCCUGGACAAGAAUGGAGAUGGGAAGUUGAACAAGAAAGACUUGGUGAACGCGCUGAACGAUACUUCCCCGUGGGAGAAAUCUCCUUUGCGGAUCACCAAGUCCAGAUUCAAGGAAAUGGAUCGGGAUAGGAAUGGGAAGGUUGGCUUCAGGGAGUUCUUGUUUGCACUGAUUCAGUGGGUUGGCAUUGAGGCUGAUGAUGAAGAAGAAUAGCAGAGAUCCCACUGAAUGGAACAUUCUUCAUAGCUUGAGCAGUGCGUUGAUUUUGGUUGGAUGAAGAAUCAAUAGAUUCAUAGUGUUUGUAUUGAGAUC